AUGUCGCGUAAUGAAUAUAUUUAUGAUGAAACGUUAGACGAGGCACGCCAAAUUUUGAGUGAAACAAGGCCAAAUGAUGUCUCAACCGAAAAUUUUCGUGAAGAGUCAACAACUGUUCAGGUGAAGUUUGUUGAAUUAGUAAGAGCUGCCUGGGUGUUAAAAACUGGAAGCGCUGGUGAACCAAUUGAAAUACUUGUGAAGAGGAGCACAGUUGUUUCACAACCGAAUAGUGAUGAUGAAUCAGAUUAUGCAAGUUCGGAUGAUACUGCUGCUAUUCCCAGACAUACUAAUGUUCGGUAUCGUCAUAAACGUGGUGAUACUUGGCGAUAUGAUGAUGGUAUUUCUGGUGAUGAUGAUGGUCGUCUUGAGACUUGGGAAGUGAAGUGGUGUGUACAAAAAUAUGAAUACCUUCCUGAAUGGCUACAGGAUAACGAGUUUCUUCGUCACGGACAUCGUCCUCCUUUACCAAAUUUUGCAGAAUGUUUUCGAAGUAUUUGGUCACUACAUACUGAGACGGGUAAUAUAUGGACUCAUCUUAUAGGCUGCAUAGCAUUUGCCUUGUUAGGCCUUUGGUUUAUGAUUCAGCCAGAUUCCCAUAUACGUUUUCAAGAUAAAGUUGUAUUUUCAUGUUUUUUCUUUGGUGCAAUCGUUUGUCUUGGCAUGUCAUUUACGUUUCAUACAGUAAGCUGUCAUUCAUUAGCCGUUGUUCGUAUUUUUUGCAAAUUGGAUUAUUUGGGAAUAUCACUGUUAAUUGUCGGUUCAUUUAUUCCUUGGGUCUACUAUGGAUUUUAUUGUCGACGUGAACCAAAAAUCACUUACAUAACUAUGGUUAGCGUGCUAGGUGUUGGUGCUGCAAUAGUAUCGCUGUGGGACAAAUUCAGUGAAUCAAGUUAUCGUCAUGUUCGAGCAGCUGUUUUUGUUGCCAUUGGUUGUAGUGGGGUGGUGCCUUCCGUGCAUUUCAUGAUAACUGAUGGUUUAGCUCCUCUUUUUUCGGAAGCAGCAUUUCAUUGGAUUCUUCUCAUGGGUGCUCUUUAUAUUUGUGGCGCUGUGCUAUAUGCCACACGUACUCCGGAACGGUUUUUCCCGGGCAAAUGUGAUAUUUGGUUUCAAAGCCAUCAGUUAUUUCAUGUAUGUGUUGUGCUUGCUGCGUUAGUACAUUACUAUGGUAUUUCGACUAUGGCUAUGAUUCGACUAAAGUCUUCUUGUCCUGCUGAAAGUAAUGCUAUACGUGCCUUUCAGAACAUAAUUGAAGGUGUAAAAAAAGCAGUACACGAUUCUUUAUAG
Molecule: messenger RNA, 1284 nt
Organism: Dracunculus medinensis (Guinea worm)
Lineage: Eukaryota; Metazoa; Nematoda; Chromadorea; Rhabditida; Dracunculidae
Source: the annotation of a GenBank genome assembly